Amaranthus tricolor (Joseph's coat) is the source of this 2192-nucleotide messenger RNA. RefSeq lists its product as uncharacterized. Lineage: Eukaryota; Viridiplantae; Streptophyta; Magnoliopsida; Caryophyllales; Amaranthaceae. The transcript is spliced from 9 exons. The coding region runs from base 594 to 2048 and encodes 484 amino acids. The record is from RefSeq and is a predicted model, not a curated record.
UUCUCUCCCGGAAAAUUGGCUUAAUUUCUCAACUUUCUCAUUUUGUUGUAUAAGUAUACAUCCAUUCAUUCAUCCUAACACCACUGAACUAUAGACAAAAAAUAAGUGUCAUAUUUUUUAGAGAGAGAAACAGUUUCUUUACACGCCAUUGUUAAUCUAAUCAUUUCUCUCUCCUCAUCCUUCUUGUCUUCUUCUUCUUCUUCUUCUUCUUAAUGGUUCCUUCUUGACUUAAAUCAUCAAAUCAAAAUCAAUUCCUUUUUUCUCUUUCAAAUUUGCUCUGUUUUCAUAUAAUGGAAUUGAGUUCUUUACCAUUUGAUAGGUUUUCCCUCUCCUCUUUUUCUUACUCUAUGUUUAUUGUUACUGAUUCUUUCUCUAAAUUUUCUGAUUCUUCUUAUACCAAAACUAUUACUUUCUUCGAUUCUCUAUCAAAUUUCGCCUUCAUUUACAUAAUUUCCGCCAUUAGUGCAUGAUUUUUCUCUCUAUUUUGUUUUCUUUAAACAAAUUGAUGACUGAUUUGAAGCGAUUUGUGUUCAAUUCCUGGCUGUAAAUCGGAGAUUUUUUGUGCGAGUAGUAGUAAAAAAAAGGGUAAAACAAUGAUGUGUACUACUUCUUUGCCGUUAUUUACUCUACCUAAAGUGAGCAGUGAAAUUAAUAGUAUUGCUGUUACUACUGCUGCUUCUAUGGCUGCAAUUUCUUCAACGAAUUGUUCCAGUGAUUUAAUAUCUAGGUGCUCCAAUGACAAGGCUGGCUAUCUUUCGAAUGUAAAUGGGAUGAAGAUGCCACUCUUGAAAUCACUGCUGGUGGCGACGACCAGGCACCAAAGUAAGAGGAGGUUUAGCACCAGCUAUCCUAUUUCCGUAGCAGCUGCUUCUGCUUCUCCACUUUUCUGUGGUCAAGUGACAAAGGAUUCUUAUGGCCCUAAAUUUUAUCAGGAUGUUCUCAAGGCUGCAAGGGAGAAGUUUACUGAGGAGAUCUCUUUUCAAUCUAAGGACAAAGAUAUCUCCCUUGCCAAGACUCUUCUAUAUGUUGCUGCUGAAGAUGAAGCAUUUAUGGCUUUUAACAGAGAGAUGGAUGCUCGUUCUGUUCUGAAUGAAAGGAAAGAUGUUCCAACAGCAGCGGAUAGUCACAAUGUAGGUUCUUUGGAGCUUUUAACUCUUGCUGGAAAGACUAUAACAGAGUGGCUUAAUGAGUUGGAUGCUAUUGUUAGAGAAGUUGAGGCCGAGUUAGUACCUAGAGAUAUAGGCUGCCAUUUGGUUGAAGUUAUUGAGGCAGUGAAUGUAGUUCUAUUUGAAUCGAGAUGCUUCAAGAGGGUGUCAAUAGCUGUGGAGCCUAAGGGUUGUUACUUGCAUGGGGUUUUGAGUUCUGGAUAUGGGAGUGCUAUAUUGCUGAGCAUUAUAUACAUAGAAGUUUGUCAGAGACUUGGUUUAACCAUGUUGGGAUCUCGAGUAGGUGAGGACUUUCUAAUAUGGCCUCGAACAGAAAACCCAGAGGAGCUCUUCAAGGUGACUUCAGGGCAUAGUUUGUUCGCUGUAGUUAAUGGGAGGUGUGUGGAGGAUCCAAGGUCGAUGGCCUCCGACCUGAAUGGUGACUCACUUUCAAGUCUCGAUAUUGUCUCUAACCGUGAUAUUAUUGGGAUAGCUUUGGCAAAUCUGAUUAGACUGCAUUGGAAACGUGCUUCAAGGUCAAAUCAUGGGUUAAUGUUGACUUCAGCAUUGAGACUUGUUCACGAUGCUGACAAGAAGCAUGAGAAGAUGAAUGGAUCAAAUCAACCUUUAUUGCGUCCUAAAGAUUUGAGGUUAGCAAUUAUGGCUUCGGAGAGAUUGUUGAUCCUACAACCUCAUAAUUGGUCCUUGAGGAGAGACAAUGGCAUGAUGUUGUACUACAAUAGACAAUAUGGAGAAGCAGUCCAAGAGUUGAGCAUAUGUAUGGCCUUUGCACCAGAGGAAGAGGCAGCUCUCUUGGAACCGUUUGUUGAGAAACUGCACCUUAUGCGAUUAGAAUCCACUUGGAAAUCUUUCGGUCAUGCUGGCCAAUUGACAGCCCUUUGAUUUGUACAUAGUUAGAAUCACUAUCCAGUCUCCUGGUCUGUUUAAUUUUAAGCCAAUAGUUCGAGUGUAUGAUCAUUUGUUCAAACUAUAUGACCGCUUAAGAUGUUUAAUCAAAUAGAAGCUAAUGUAGUUGAGGAUUGUGAA